AUGAAAGAGUCGGGCCCGCUGGCUGCUGCAGGACUGGAGGAGGCGCGGCCCGAUUCUUUGGGUUGUGCACUUGCGCCCAGCGCCGCCGCAUCUAUCACCAAUAAUCAUCACAACAACAACAAUAAUAAUAAUAAUAAUAAUAAUAACACAAACAGCAAUAGCAACAGCGUUGCAUCAUCUAGCCAGGUGUGCCCAGGUCUGGUGGUGACGACUGUCAACGCGGUUGGCCAGGCUCCAACGGGGGGAUCGGGUCGUUCGGGUGAUCCCACCAAUUUCGAAUACGAAGAUUCUGAAUGGGAUGUGGGCAUUGGCAAUUUGAUCAUUGAUUUAGACGCCGACAUUGAAAAGAAUAAUACGGGCACCACCACCGCCGCCGCCGCCGCUGUGAGUAGUUCAUCUCUGAAAGGCAAUCAACAACAAGGUUGCGGCGCCGGAAUGCCAAGCGGAACAAGUCCGAACAGUGGAGCGUCAGCUACGACGUCUAGCAGCUCAUCGGCCAGUGCUACGACAACAAACAAUCAGGCCGUCGCGACGGCCGGCUCGACGGCCACACUCAAAACGAGUGCUGUCGUCCAGGGUGGCACUAGCAACGGCGCCACGGGGAAGAUGGCAGCAGCUGUUCACUCGGCUACGGUUGAACCAGGUUUAAAAAUGAAGAUUAAACGGACGAAACCAGGUCCGGGCACACGAUCCUCUGAAACGAAACACGAAAUUGUGAAAAGUUCCGAUGCUAAUAGUUCGACCAGCGGCGCAGUGCAACAACCUGCAACUGGGCCGACAGUGUCGUCUGCUGCGAUCGCUUCGCCAACCACCACCGUCACAGCUGCAGGGCCGACAGCCACGUCUGCCGUCACGGCCGUCCGUCCUCAGCUGGCCGGCCCCAACAACAACAACAACCACACCAGCAGCAACAACAACAACAAUAAUAAUAACAAUAACAACAAACGUGGACCCUCGGCAGCCAAUCACAAGAGAGACAAGUCCAGGGAGAAAGUGGCUGCCCCUCCAGCUGUUAAAAUGCCACCUGGCAGUGCGUCGGUUGGCAGCACGUCGACCACCACGGCGGCCGUCACUGUUACAGCCACGGCCACCGUGGCCGGAAUGAUGACGACAUCAUCGGGAGUCACGGUGACGCCGGUGACGGUUUCCGGAGGUGGAUCGCCGGCCUCUUUACGAGCCGCCAUGGUCGUCCCUUCGUCCGCCACGAGCAGUUUAACAGUCACGCCCGUUGUUGUUGUGGGACCUGGUGGCGUGUUGCCCAGCAGUCGAACGCCGCCACUUUCCACUGUCGUUCUUCCGCCAUUAGGAAUGACCAAUGGCACUGCAGGGCCGCCCACUAAUGGAUCCAGUCCAACGUACGGCAACAGUAUAGGAUCGCCUGUCACAGUCACGCCAGUUGGGGCUUCUGCUGCUGCCGUUUUACUCAAUAACCUGGCCGGCCCAGGACGUCCAGAUGCUCUCAUUGUCAGUGGAGCAAACAAGACGUCGGCCGGUCUAAUGACGUCCACAUGUACAGAACCGCCAAGUCCACCCGCCAAAAAAUGGCGCGCCUCUAGCCAUCUAGCGUCGGAUAAAGUUACGGAUCCGAGUCUUCCGCCAGCGGCUCUGUCGGCCGGCAGCACCGUGACGGCCACAAACCGCAGCGUGACUCUAUUGGCUGUGACACCUCCCAGUGCCGGAUUGCUGGUCAAUGGCCACAACCCGAUGAUGUCCGUCACUUCUUCUAGUCCCAGUGCGGAUGGCUCUCCAUGCUCAUCCCAUUCAACAUCCUGCUCAUCGUCGCUGGUCGUCUCCAGAGCGGAUGCUUGUGUAGGCACGGCCAGUGCCUCGACGAUGACCGAACCCGAGUGCCUGGGACCUUGUGAACCUGGCACUGCUGUUACCUUAGAAGGCAUCGUCUGGCAUGAAACAGAAGGAGGUGUUUUGGUCGUGAAUGUCACGUGGCGAGGUAAAACAUAUGUUGGCACACUGAUGGAUUGUACGAAAAAUGACUGGGCACCGCCAAGAUUCUGCGAUUCACCGACAAGUGACGCCGAGUCUCGCGCACCCAAAGGCCGGGCGAAAAGAGGGCGCGGAGCUACGAGCACGCCAGUGCCGACGAGCGGCGCUGGUGGGAUCGGAAUCGCUGGAUUGGCCGAUGCUUCCCUCAGUCCGAUGCACAGCAAAUUGCGUAACGGCGCCAAAGGACGUCGCGGUGUUGGCGGAGGCAACACCGCCGCCGGAAUAGCGGCACCGCCCAGUCCAGCCAAGGAAGUGUUGACAUCGGGCGGCAAACGUAAAGGCAGCAGCGGCAGCGCAAGUGGCAACGGCGUCAAAAAUGCGGACGACGCGUCCAACGGCAGCGCCAACAAACGAAGUCGUUCCAGCUCGAGAGGAGCUGGAUCUUCCAGCCCGUCGAUGGAACCUCCAGCCGCCGUGUCGACGGCCCCUUCGCCGAUGCUGAUCGAAUGUCCGGAACCGAAUUGCUCCAAGAAGUACCGUCACAUCAACGGCCUCAAGUAUCACCAGUCGCACGCUCACGGAGGCGUCAGUAGCGUCGGCGCCACCAACGGCGGCCCUUCCGUUGCGGCCGAAGCGGCUUUCGAUGAGGAUUCCAAUCAGGACGUACCUCUCACCCCAACCAAGAAUGGCAAAGAAGUGCCUGCCGCGACGCUGCCGCAACCGGCCGAAGAGGCCAUGGAAGUGGCUCCUUUCACCGGUAAAGUGCCGAUGCCUCCGCCGCCAGAGGCUGCCUCGCCUCUCAGCAUUGCCGUCGGCGUAGCGGCCGCAUCGGCAGAUGCCGUCACUUCGCCGCAGAAACCUCCAAAGCCGAGCAGUCCCAGGCUUCCGGCACCUAGUCCCGUCCUUCCGGCAUCGUCGUCCCCGUCUGUGAUACAGCCCGACGCCCCUCUGACCGUGGCCAAUGGAUCCAACAAGCCGGCCGUUGAUCAUCUCUUCACUCCCAUCGUCACUCAACCCGUCAACGCGGUGACAUCCACCACGACGGCCACGUCGUCGUCGUCGACGACGUGGACCACGCUGACGCCCAAUCCGCGCAGUCCGGCCAUGGCCGUCGCGACCGGCACGCCCAAAAUGGCGGGCUCCGAUACGGAAUCGGUCGAGCGGAAGGAAAGGUCCAAGCACAAGAAGAAGAGCAAAGAUAAGGACCGUGAUCGGGCCGACAGGAGGGACCAUUCGGCCAAGAAAUCGCCCGCAGCCAUGACAGUGACGGCCAAUGGGUCGUUGUAUCACACGAUGAUGCCGGCCGUGGCUAAUCCGUCCAGUCCGAUCUCUGCCGCGCUUGGCGGUGCAGAUCCUGCCGCUGUCGGCUCCGUGGGCGCUUCUUCCGCCAUUGCGGGGACCAACGGCCCCACAGCCACCGAUUCCAGCCGGGAAGAUGUCCAGAGUCCAGCCUAUUCGGACAUUUCGGACGCCAACGAUCAGUCACCUUCGCUCCUCGACGCCGAGUUGUUGGAGAGCAAAAAGGUGGCGGAGAAAUUGGCGGCCGACGCGGCCGCUUGUCUUCCACCUGUGGCCGGCCCAGGGACGGGGCCUGCUGUCCAUCCCACUUUGGGCUCGUUCAGCAUGUACCCGUAUUAUGGCCAGCCGGCGUUCCUGCCGCCCGCGGCGGCCGACCAACAACAACCACCACCACCACCACCAGCAGCCGGCAAAGUGCUCGUCAAGCCCGAAGAGCGCAGAGAGGAUGCGGCCAUUAAAGCCAUUCAGCCUCAGGCGCCGUUACCUGCAGCGCCGCCGCCUUCGUUGCCGGCCGGCGGCAGCAGCAGCAGCAGCAGCAGCGCUAGCCAUCCCGGUCCAGGUGCUAUUUAUCAACCGCCGUACGGAUUCAUCCCGCCUUAUCCGGCCUAUCCAAUGGAUCCGGUCAUGAUCGAUCCCAGUGCUGCCACCGCCUCCGCCGCCAUCGCCAUCAGAUCGACCAGCAAAACGCCGGACCAAGGAGGGCUGGGAAUUCCGCCCGCCCAUUCGCCGCGGAGGAUCGACUCGAGUCCAGGCCGCAAAGACGACAAGAAGCCCCCCAUGGGCAUGUCUGGCGUUCCAGUGCCGCCGGUUAAGAGUGAUCCGUCCGUUCUUCCAUCCAUGGUCGGCGUUCCAGCGAAGGAUCCCAUGAAAGAAGAAAUGAAGAAACUUGCACCGACGGCGCCUAUGGAUAAGAUUCUUCCUCCUUCGUCUUUGCAACUACCCGGCCCCAUCGGCCCGGCUGGUCCCGGUCCGCUAGGUCCACCGGGUAUGCCUGGUGCUGGACCACCGGGUCCCGGUGCUUUCGAUCCGGCAAUGCUGUACCAACAACAACAACAACGGCAGCAUCAAGAGGAACUGCGUCGUUUCUAUAACGUUUACGGUGGCGACGAUCCGAUGCUUGGGCCAGGCCCUGGCCCGCCCGGUAUGAGCAUGUUCCAGCCUCCAAUGAACUCGCCCGGUUCUGGAGGACCACCCGGACCAGGUUGGAUGGUCAAUGGCCCCAAAGGUUCGCCUUUAGAUCCCCAGCAACCGCCAACGCAACAGCAGAUGAUGCACCAGCAGCAGCAGCAGCAACAACAACAGCAGCAGCAACAGCAACAACAUCAGCACAACCAGCAACAGCAGCAAUUGCAGCAGAUUCAACAUCACAUUCAACAGCAGCAACAAAUCCAACAGCAGCAACAGUUUCAGCAGCAAUUGCAGCAUCAGUUGCAACAACAUCAGCUCCAGCAACACCACCAGCAACAACACAACCAGCAGCAGAUGCAGCAACACAUUCAAAAUCAGGCCAUUCACCAACAUCUUCAGCAGCAACAUCAACAACAGCAGCAGCACCAACAGCAGCACCAACAGCACCAGCAGCAUCAACAUCAGCAGCAACAACAACAACAACAGCAACAACAACAACAACAACAUCAUCAAUCGCGCAAAUCUUCAGCUUCAUCGAAAUCAUCGUCGUCGAUGCCCAGCUCGGCGUCGAGCCCUAAAUUGCGGCCGCCGUCCGUCGACCGGAAACAGGAGCAAAGGGACAAGGAGCAGCAAAGACCCAACGAAAAGAUUUCGGAAGGAGUCAAACCGACGAUGGAAACUCAAGGACCUCCGCCUCCGCCUGGACCUCCGCCAGGUGCCGGCCUGUCGCCUUACGGCAUGUACCCCAACUUGUACCCGUACGGAUUGCCGUUCGAUCCGUCGCAUCCGGCCUAUCGGAACACGAUGGCCACGAUGCUGGGCAGUUCGCCUCACAAUCCGUUCGGUCCUGACCCGAGGAACGGUCCGUCUCCCUUCGGCAUGCCGCACCAUCCGCACCAGCUGUCGCCGGCCGGAAUGCGGGGCUACCCGUCGGGUCCGGCGGGAUUUGCCGGACCUUCGGGCGAGGAUUUGAGUCGAGCGCACGCGCUGGAAAUGCUUCAGCAUCAAGCCAAUCAGUACUACGCCUCGUUGGCCGGUCCACCUCCCCCGUCGUCUGUCCAGCAAGGCGGCGGACCACCGGCCAGUUCAGGUCCUCCCUCCGGCCCCGGUUCGCAGCAGUCGCAAUCGCAGCAGCACAAAAUUCACGAGCUGGCCGAACGGGCCAUGAAGUCACCGCCUGCCUCUCCAGCUGUCGGACACGGCGACAAGGGCCAAAUGCCGAUGGGUUCGGCCGGUCUCGGCCUAGCUCCUCCCAAUUCGUCGACCACGCCCACCGGUCCCGGCCCCAUGGGUAAGAUGUCGAUGAACAUGGACCGUCGCUCUCCGUCGAUGGGUCCCAACAAUCCGUCGCGAUCUUUACUCAAUCCGGGGGGCCCACCUGGACCUCCGCCCUUGCCGCCAUCUUCUGCCGGAUUCCUCCCGCCUUCGCUAGCCGCUUCAAAUCAUCAUCAGUAUCCGCCUUCCGGCUCGCCCUAUGGCGGCCCUAAACCUUUGCUUCGACCCUAGAUUUCAAACACAAAAAUAAUAUCAUCAUUAUUAUUACUAAUAUUAUUAUUAUUAUUAUUAUAUAUCGAUUAUCGUCAUCCUCCGUGUUAGCUACUAUCGCCCGCACGCACGCAAGUGAUCUCUUUCUCUCUCUCUCUCUCUUUUUUUAUUUCCCCCCCCCCUUCGCUUUCGGUCUACGUCUUCUUUAUCACGCUGCCUAUACACACACACACACGUGCGCGUGCGCGCGCGCGCGUACACACCUCGUCCUCUCCGCGCAAGCGCCUGUACAGCAUCCAUUUCGCUUAUUAUAUAUUUUUCCGAGUGUGUCGUUGUUGUUGUGUAAAGAUAGGAUAUCCAGGGAGCCAUUCGCGCGUGUGUGUGUGUGUGUGUGUAUUUGUAUUUAGGGAUCUUCUUCUUUUUGCGCAAUUUCAUUUAAGUAAAAGAUAAGAAAUGGAAAAAAAAAAAAUAAUAAUAACAAAAAUAGUUUUUGUUGUUGUUUGCGUUUUCUCACCUUUGUGAUAUACCUCUCCCUGCGUUGGGCGCGCUCUUAUCAAAAAUGAUUGAAAAAUCGAUUUCUCGUUCUUUUUCUUAAAAAAAAAAAAAAUCAACUUGCGAAUUGGAUUUUUUUUUUUAAAUAAGGAAAUUAAUUCGCGUUAUGCUCCUCACCCCAAUUCUUGAUGACAAAACUCAUUCGGUGGCGGCCUCUUAUUUCUUUAUCGUCUUUCUAAUUUAAAAGAAAAAAUGAAACAAAUAAUAAUUGAUGCAAACAAAAUGUCGACGAACAGCUGCAUAACGUAGAAUUUGAAAUGUGUCUCCGAUUUAAAAAAGAAAAACGGGCCUGUUUAUCCUCAUGCGUUUCUCGUGUACAAAACGUAAUAAUAAGUUUGCGAAAAAAAGAAAAAAAAAAAUUCAUGAUUUUCCAGUCGGGAGUAUUUGAUUGUGCGCGCGCACGCGUGUUGCCAUGUUUCUUUUUUGUCAAUUCAUCAAUUGUAUGUCUUAUGUAAAACACAGGAAAUUCCCCCCUUUUUUUUUUUUCUAGUGCGUUUUUUUAAAUUUUUCUUGUCGAUAACGCGCAACAUUUUGCCACGACAAAUGUUGGAUUUCUUUAAAUAUGACAUUACAAUGUGUGCUCUGUGUGUGAUUCUUAAUGCCGCGCCUCGCUUCUUCUCCCCUUUCGUAAUUUUAUUUUUUUUGUGUGUGUGUGUCAAAAUCCGGGAAUAACGUAAAAGAAAAAAACAAAAAACAAUUUUCAUGUCCCCAAUGUGUUUUAGUUUCAUUUAUUUUUAAAAAAUAUUUUUUUUUUAUUUCACCGGCGUCGUCAUUUUAUCCUCCCUGUUGAUAUCGCGUCCUGACUCCUCCUCAUCACCGCAAAUUAACCCACCCUUUUUUUUUUUCGGUGUGUGUAUUUUUAUUUUUUUUUUAAACUUCCCGCCCCCCUCGUACGCUUGUUAAAUAUGAUUGAAAAAAAAAAAUUCACACCAUCAACCACACAAAAUACAAUCAAGAAUUUUUGGAAUCAUUCCAAUUAAA
Daphnia magna is the source of this 7386-nucleotide messenger RNA. RefSeq names its product proline-rich protein 36. Gene Ontology annotation, biological process: regulation of transcription by RNA polymerase II. The coding region runs from base 1 to 5874 and encodes 1957 amino acids. NCBI's taxonomy places the organism in Eukaryota, Metazoa, Arthropoda, Branchiopoda, Diplostraca, Daphniidae. The transcript is spliced from 4 exons. The record is from RefSeq and is a predicted model, not a curated record. Gene Ontology annotation, cellular component: nucleus.